AUGGAGCCGCUGAGGGACAACUUCACCUCGCACAAACAUUUCAUUCUCGAUGGCUUCAGCAAACUCGGAGGGCUGAGACCUGUCCUCUUUAUCCCGUUCUCCUUCAUGUUCAUUGUGUCACUGUCGGCCAACUCCCUGCUCCUGUACGUGGUCAUUUCACAGAGAAGCCUCCACUCUCCGAUGUACAUCCUCAUCGCCGGCAUGGCGUGCGUGGACCUGAGCCUCCCGCUGUUCUUUGUCCCCAACAUGCUGCUGAGCUUCUUGUUUGACUGGAGGGGAAUCUCUCUGAGUGGCUGUCUGGUUCAGAUUUACUUUGUUCACUUUUUUGGAGCGUUUCAGUCCACAUUUCUCCUGUGGAUGGCGCUGGACCGCUACUUCGCCAUCUGCACGCCGCUCUACUACCACGAACACAUGGCUUUAACAAGUUUUCUCAAGUUUGCGAUCCCUCUUGUGAUCAGAAAUGUGUUCAUGAUCACACUGGUAGUGUCUUUGGCCGGAAGGUUGUCAUUUUGCUCCAGGAAUGUGAUAGACCACUGUUUCUGCGAGCACAUGGCCUUGGUGGAGCUGGCCUGUGGAAGCACUGCUCUCAACAGUCUGGUGGGUUUGAUCUCAGUGUUCCUCGUCCCUGUAGCUGACUUCAUCAUCAUCACCACCUCUUACAUUGUCAUAUUCAGCUCUGUGCUGAGUUCUGGCAAGUCAGGUAGCAAAGCUCUUCACACCUGUGUCACCCACAUCGUGGUCAUUGGUGUCAGCCUGACCAUCAUACUCGUGGCUUUCCUGUCGUAUCGGAUCAGAAACGGUCUCCCUGCAGCCGUUCGUGUUUUCUUCAGCAUCAUGUAUCUGCUUUUUCCGAGCUGUUUCAACCCGGUCAUCUACGGCAUCAGAACCACAGAGAUACGACAACACAUCGUGAAGACACUGGCCUUUUGUCGCUUGGUCCAAACUGCUCCACAUUCUUAA
Toxotes jaculatrix (banded archerfish) is the source of this 960-nucleotide messenger RNA. Its product is annotated as olfactory receptor 52K1-like. The coding region runs from base 1 to 960 and encodes 319 amino acids. Lineage: Eukaryota; Metazoa; Chordata; Actinopteri; Toxotidae. Gene Ontology annotation, molecular function: olfactory receptor activity; G protein-coupled receptor activity. Gene Ontology annotation, cellular component: membrane. The record is from RefSeq and is a predicted model, not a curated record. Gene Ontology annotation, biological process: G protein-coupled receptor signaling pathway. The transcript has a single exon.